Molecule: messenger RNA, 1240 nt
Organism: Papaver somniferum (opium poppy)
Lineage: Eukaryota; Viridiplantae; Streptophyta; Magnoliopsida; Ranunculales; Papaveraceae
Exons: 2
Coding region: 241-1086 (281 amino acids)
Source: RefSeq, a predicted model, not a curated record
GGAAAUUAUUCGUGAAGAUUUGGUGAGUGCUAUUAUUUUUUGCUGGUCUAAUAAAUUUGUUCCGCAUGGACUUAACUCGAGUUUGUUAUUACUUUUGCCUAAGGAAAGAGGUGCUAAUACUCUUAGAAACUUCAGACCAAUAUGGCUUAGUAAUUUUUUCUUUAAGAUUUUUACUAAGAUCCUUGCUGCUCGUUUGGGAGUGUGUUGGGUAAUUUGGUUUCAAAGGAGCAAGUUGCUUUUAUGAAGGGUAGAAAUAUCCAUGAAAAUAUUAACCUUGCUUCGGAGAUGGUUAAUGAACUGCAAAUUAAGCGCAAGGAUGGUAAUGUGGGUUUAAAACUUGAUAUUACUCAAGCUUUUGACACGGUUAGCUGGUCUUUUGUUUUGGAGGUUUUUAGAAGAUAUGGGUUCUCAGAGUUUUGGUGUGAUUGGAUCCUCAUCAUUUUGAAAUCAUCAAGAAUCUUUGUCCUUGUGAAUGGUAGCCCAGAAGGUUUUUUCAGUAUUGAUAGAGGCCUACGGCAUGGUGAUCCUUUGUGUCCUUUGAUUUUUGUUUUGAUUGAAGAUGUCUUAAGAAGAAAUAUCACGAAACUCUUUUGUGAGGGGCACAUGACAACUAUGGUCACUAGAAAAGUUAGUCGUGAGAAGAGCAAACUCUAUUAUGGAGGUGGUUCUGUGCGAAGACGAGAAACUAUUGCUGAAUUCUUGGGUAUGAAUAUUGCAACCUUUCCGGAUAGAUAUUUGGGGGUUAAAGUUGUGUCGGGAACCGUUAAAUAUCAUCAUAUUAGUGAUGUGCUUGAGAAGAUUAAGGAGCAAUUAUCUGGCUGGAAAGGGAGGAUGUUAUCUUUUCAAGAUAGGGUGGUGCUUGUCAAUUCAGUAAUCGCAAACUAUUCAAUCCAUAAUAUGGCAGUUCACAAGUGGCCUAGGAAGUUUAUUCAUCAAUGUGAGUUUGUCAUUCGCAAUUUUUUAUGGCCAGGUGAUUCACAGGUGAGUAGAUUUUUUGUUGUUUCUUAUGAUAAGAUUUGUGCUCCUUAUGAAGAGGGGGGUUUGGGGAUUCCUCAAAUGCGAGUUAUGAACACGCUAUGCUCAUGAUGUUGUGUUGGAAUAUAUGCUCUUCUAAAAAGGCUUGGGCGGGUUGAAAAAACGGGGGUACAACAACCUCACCCAAUAUUUCGAUUAGCAAUCUGUAUGGACAAACUCCAAUAUACUUUCAAGAGAAUCAACUAGACUCAAUCUUAAUAAAGUA